UGCAAGAAGCCAUGGAUGAGAGAAUGUUGGGGGUUGCCCGAGCAGGGAAAGUUGAUGCCUUGUAUGCACUGAUUCAGGAGAAUCCAUCUGUGUUUGAGAGCAUUGAUGGAUUGCCUUUUGUUGAUAGUCCAUUACAUAUAGCUGCCUCUGAAGGACAUGUUGAUUUUGUUAUGGAAAUGAUGAUCUUAAAGCCAUCGUUUGCAAGGAAACUAAACCCAUGUGGGUUCAGCCCAAUGCAUCUUGCCCUCCAAAAUGACAGAAAUUUGGUGGUACGAGAGCUCCUAAGAGUUGACAAAGAUCUGGUUUGUGUCAAAGGGAAGGCUGGUUUAACCUCUUUGCAUUUAGCAGUUGAAAUGGGAAAUCUACAGCAUAUAGCCGAAUUUCUCAAAGCUUGCCCUGAAUGCAUUAAAGAUGUAACUACUCAAGGCCAUACUGCUCUGCACAUUGCAGUCAUCCACAACAACUUUGAAGCUCUCAAACUCCUGAUGUUUUGGCUACUGAAAUCCACCCACAAAGAAGCGGACAUUUGGGAAGAACAAGUUUUUAACAUGAAGGACCGAGAAGGAAACACAAUCUUGCAUAUAGCUGCAUCAAGGAAUCAUUACCAGAUUGUAAAAUUGUUAAUAAAAAGUGCAAAGAUCAAGAACGAGAUAAAUCUGAAUCAUCAUUCAGCUUUGGAAAUGUUAGAAGGCCAAGAUGAUACCAGAAAAACUGCACGCGCGCUACGCUGGGCUGGAUAUUUAAAAACCGAAGCCCACUUCAAACGUCAAACCGUAGCAGAGUCACUGGGAUCGGAAGAAGAAAUAUCAUGGUUGAAAAAAUUACUGACGAGGCAAGUUCGUCGGGAAAACAAGAAAUCAACAGAUGAUAAAAAGAACAAUUUACUGACACUAGUUGGGACAAUCUUCUUGGCAAUAAACAGUCAAUGAAAUUUUUCCUUGUCAGUUAUAGUUUAUAAUUUUUCUUUUAAUGUUGGUCAGACUCCUUUUAAUUAGAUUUAAUUAUUUUACUUUUUAUAUUAGAGUGAUCUGAUUUACUUAUCUUAAUUUUUAUUUUUUUCAUAAAAAGUAUAAUUGUAU
Rubroshorea leprosula is the source of this 1079-nucleotide messenger RNA. The record is from the annotation of a GenBank genome assembly. Lineage: Eukaryota; Viridiplantae; Streptophyta; Magnoliopsida; Malvales; Dipterocarpaceae.